This is a messenger RNA of Metarhizium acridum CQMa 102, 1707 nucleotides long. RefSeq names its product ARF GAP with effector function(s). NCBI's taxonomy places the organism in Eukaryota, Fungi, Ascomycota, Sordariomycetes, Hypocreales, Clavicipitaceae. Gene Ontology annotation, molecular function: GTPase activator activity; metal ion binding. Gene Ontology annotation, cellular component: cytoplasm. The record is from RefSeq and is a predicted model, not a curated record.
AUGUCUCGACGGGCACCGAACCCCUCUGCCGACCGUGCGGCGCAAAACCAGGCCACUAUCAAAAACCUCCUGAGGUUGGAGCCUAACAAAGUGUGUGCUGACUGCAAGAGAAACAAGCAUCCAAGAUGGGCCAGCUGGAACUUGGGCGUCUUUGUCUGUAUUCGAUGCUCUGGUAUUCACCGAGGCAUGGGAACCCACAUCAGCAGAGUCAAGUCUGUUGAUCUCGAUUCAUGGACCGACGAACAAAUGCAGAGCAUAUUGAGCUGGGGAAACGCUCGCGCCAACAAAUACUGGGAAGCCAAACUUGCUGCUGGCCACGCCCCGUCCGAAGCCAAGAUCGAGAACUUCAUCCGAACCAAAUAUGAACUGAAGCGAUGGGUCAUGGACGGGCCGAUGCCGGACCCUUCAACCCUGGAUGUCGACGGCGACGAUGAUGUUCCCCUGAGUUUGGUAAAGGAAAAGCAGGUUAUUGAGAAGAAGGAGUCAAUCAGGAAGGCAUCCAUCGGGAAAUCCCAGGCCCCGCAACAUAUUCGCGCGCCCGAGGCCGACUUGAUCGGCGGUGACGACGGGCCUCCCUCGCGAUCAAGUACGACCGGCCCCCCGGUUGCGAAAAUCGCACCCAAAGCUGAGCCUGCGGCCCCUAAAACAACAAACACACGAGAUUCAUUGCUUGGCCUUGACUUCCUGGGAGGCUCAGCUGCCCCUCCUCGCCCAGCUAGCACCCCCGGAGCUGCUUCACAAGGAGCAAAGUCACGACCGGACCUCAAGCAGUCUAUUCUCUCACUCUAUGCUUCCGCGCCCAAGCCCCAGCCUCAGCCUCAACCUCAGCAACAAGCGUUUGGAGGUAUGGGCCACCAGCAGCAAGGCUCGAUGGGAGGCUUCAAUGAUGCCUUUGGUGGCCUGAAUCUAUCGACCACAGCAAGCCCAAAGCCCGCUGCUGCCGACCCUUUUGCCAGCCUUGCAAGCACAUCCUCAAGCAAUCGAGCCAAACCCCAGCAUACUUCUAACGCCAGUGCGUUCGGUGGUCUUAGUGGAGGCGGCUUCUUUGACCCAAAGCCUGUCCAGCCGUCGGCCACUUCGCAUCAGCAAAAGCCUUCCAACUCUGGAUUCGAAGGCUUUUCGCCCUUCUCCUCCCCCCAUACACAGACAGCUACGGCGCCGGCGCCUAAGCCCUUACAGUCCUCAUCCUCCGCCAUGGACGACCUCUUCGACUUUUCGGCUCCGACGACGCAGAGAUCUCCCCCGCUGCCUCAGACUUCUUUACCCUCUGCAACGGCCAAUUCUGCUUUCACGGUGUCUUCUCCACAAACCAAACCUGCGAUCCUCGCUCCUGCAACAACCUCACCAGCCUUCGGCUCCGCUGCUUUGUCUGCUGCUGAUGUCUGGGGCACCAGCGAUUGGACAACGCCUGCUCCUGCUGCUACAACAGCUCCGGUGGCACAGGCACCCCCGAGUCCUCAGCAGCUCAAAGCCCCGGCCCCGGCCCCGUCAGCCGAUUUUGGAUGGGGAAAUUCUAGUUCUUCGUUUGCCAACACACCAAUUGUGCCUGGCGCCAGUGGGGGUUUCAACCCUGCACCAAAGGUUACUGCAGACGAAGAAUUCGGAGGCUGGGCAAGUAGUACUGGGCCAUCCAAUGCAGGAAAACCUGUUGUUCCAAAGUCAGGCUUUGGCGGUGACGAUGAUCUGUUCUCCAAUGUCUGGCAGUAG